GGUUUUACAAGUAGCACCACACCCAACAAUCAAAGCUCUCAGCUUACAGUGAUUUAAAAUCCAUCAAGCGAGCACAGGCCGCUACGUAUUUGUCCGGGUACAUCAAAAUGUCAUCCACUUGGUGUUUGCGUCUGUUUCUUCUACUAGUUUUCUCUGCAAAUGCUGCUUUCUCCGGCACCAUUGUCAAGACCCUUCCUGGUUUCGAUGGUGAACUUCCCUUCAAACUUGAAACCGGGUACGUGAGAGUGGGCACAUCGGAGAUGUUUUACUACUUCAUUGAAUCUGAAGGGAAUCCCAGAGAGGAUCCUCUCCUGCUUUGGUACAGUGGUGGCCCUGGUUGUUCUGCUCUCAAUGGUCUUAUUUAUGAAAUUGGUCCAUUAGCUUUCAAUAUAACAGAAUAUGAAGGAGGCAUACCAUCUUUGAUGUACUAUCCAUAUUCAUGGACAAAGACAGCCAGCAUUUUGUUUGUGGAUGCACCUGUUGGUACUGGUUUUUCCUUCCCAUUAACUCCAGAGGGUUUCGCGACCUCAGAUACGUUAGCUGCCAAAGAGAUCUAUCAAUUUCUCAGAAAGUGGUUGAUGGAGCAUCCGCAAUAUCUCAAACUUCAACUAUUCGUUGGGGCUGAUUCUUAUUCAGGCAUAUCAGCCACAUUAGUUGUUCAACAUGUAUUAGAUGGUAAUCUUGAUACAAACUUGAUGCAACUAAAUCUCAAGGGUUAUAUUCUUGGCUGCCCAGAAAUAGAUGGAAAAAUUACCGCGAACGCCAAGAUAGUUUUUACUCACAGGAUCGGACUUAUAUCUGAUGAACUCUACAAUGCUACUAAAGUCACUUGUGGAGGAGAUUACUUUGAUACAACCUCAGAAAAUCCAGCUUGCUAUGAGAAUCUUCAACUGAUCAACAAAUGCACUAAAGACCUAUACAAAAAUAACAUUCUGGAACCUAAGUGCACUUGGGCAUCCCCAGAAUCCGCUGAUGAACCAGCUCGACGAUUACUUGAAGAAAAUGCAGAAGGAUUCAUCCUAUCACCUCCAAGAAUUCCUGAAUUUUGGUGUCGUAAUUUCAAUUAUGCACUAUCUUAUAUCUGGGCAAAUGAUCAGAGUGUCCGAGCUGCUCUUAACAUCCGUGAGGGAACAGUUCACGAUUGGAAGAGAUGCAACAAGUCCUUAAAUUACGGAAAGGAUGUCAAAAGUGUCCUUGAUUAUCAUCGCAAUUUCACCAACAAGGGCUUACAAGCUCUUGUAUACAAUGGUGAUCAUGAUCUUAUAAUUCCAAAUCUUGCAACACAAGGGUGGAUAGGGAAGCUCAAUUUGACAAUAGUUAACGACUGGCGGCCAUGGUUGGUUGAUGGUCAAAUUGCAGGAUACACAAUAAAGUAUUCAGAAAAUGGGUAUCGCUUGACUUACGCUACUGUGAAGGGAGGUGGACACACACCACAAGAGUCCAAGCGUAGGCAAUGUUAUAACAUGUUUGAGAGGUUUAUUCACUACUAUCCUCUCUAGAGAAAGCUUGCAUUUUAGAAAUUCUGGGAAUUGAUCGAUGUUGUAAGUUUCUAACUGAUCAAAGGAUGUUGAAACAAGUAAUGGAAUAAUUCUUCAAAUUAAUAUAUGAGAAGUAAAUUCAUAUGAAA
Messenger RNA from Pistacia vera, 1627 nucleotides. RefSeq names its product serine carboxypeptidase-like 13. Gene Ontology annotation, molecular function: serine-type carboxypeptidase activity; acyltransferase activity, transferring groups other than amino-acyl groups. Gene Ontology annotation, biological process: secondary metabolic process; proteolysis. The record is from RefSeq and is a predicted model, not a curated record. Bases 108 to 1499 code for a protein of 463 amino acids. Lineage: Eukaryota; Viridiplantae; Streptophyta; Magnoliopsida; Sapindales; Anacardiaceae. The transcript is spliced from 14 exons.